UACUAAGAAGGUAUAUUUCAUGAAGCACCAGCAAAAAAAGAUGAGAAAUUUGUCCACCAUGAAAAUGUUAUGUGUAACGAUCAUUCUAAGCGUUUUUGUCUACAGUGUAAUUUUCAAGUAUGCAUUUAUCGGGAAAAAUGCAGGACUCCAAAAAGAAUUCUUUUUCAAAGAGAUCGAUGAUGAAAUACGUGAUGAAAUGUCGUAUGCAAACGAAAUAACUUAUGCAGGCAACAUGAGGAAUGCAGAUAAAUGGAUUAUCGUAACGAGUAUAUCAUAUCCUACACAAGAUGUCAAAAGUUUGGCAAAUUUACCAGAAUGGCAGCUGUUGGUGGUGGCAGACACAAAAACGCCACCAGACUGGCAUUUGGAUGGUGUUAUAUUCCUUAGUGUGGCUGCCCAACAAUCUCUUGGUUAUAAGAUUCUGGAGCAUAUUCCAUAUUCGAGCUAUACCCGAAAGAAUAUAGGAUACCUUUACGCAAUACAGCAUGGUGCAAAACUUAUUUACGAAACAGAUGACGACAACCAUCCAACUGAUAGUCUUAAAGGUUUUAUGACAGCCGAGACGAUGUAUGGUGUGGUACCCUCAAGUGCUACGACCGUUCUUAACCCAUAUGCUUAUUAUGGACAGCCAACAACAUGGCCAAGGGGGUAUCCCUUGGACAACAUCGGGGACAAUAUAUCCGGCGAGUACAAUGCGGUCCAUUGGAAAACAGCACUGAUACAACAGGGGGCUGUUAAUGGAGACCCGGAUGUCGAUGCCAUCUACCGACUAACCCGCAAAUCAAACUCGAAAUUAUUAAAUUUAACGUUCGAUGAGUAUAUGCCGCCUUUGUUUUAUCCAAAGGGGACAUUUGUUCCAUGGAAUUCGCAAAAUACCUUGUUUCUAUAUGAUGCAUUCUGGGGCCUCUUAUUACCUUCAUCUGUGACAUCCCGUGUAACUGACAUAUGGAGAAGUUAUUUCACACAAACUCUAUUAUGGCUCAUUGGUGGCCAUUUAAGUUAUUUGCCUCCUAAUUGUUACCAGCUUCGCAACUCUCACUCAUAUAUAGAUGAUGCGAAACAAGAAAAGAAGUUUUAUGACCAGGCCGGUGAACUUGUCCAAUUUUUAUUUAGUUGGAAGUGUAAAUCUAACAAUCUUCCAUCGUGUAUUCAAAUAUUAGCAGACGAUAUGGCUCUUAAGGGAUUCUGGGACAUUUCUGAUGCUAAGGUAACAGCCGCAUGGUUGCAAGAUCUUUUUACAAUUGGUUACGAGUUCCCAAAAAUGACAUCAACGAGACUCAAUGAGCCUAUUGACUUUUCAAUCACUCUUCAAUCUGAUAACAGAUUUGCAGUGUCGAUUCCUUCAAAACAACUUUAUAUCGGAGAGAAGAAAUCUAGAAUCAAAAAUCUCUAUUACAAAACAUGCUAUCAGGCUCACGCAUCAAUAGUAUCCACUCAGAAACAAUUGACACACCAAAAUCCCAUUUUGUUAUUGAUAAUAUUCAACACACCACGAUAUGAGAACAUUCCUUAUUUGGAAUCAUUGUAUGACGGCCAUUUUGUAAAAACAAUUUACUGUGGACCGGAACCACCGAGUAAGGCAGUCCUCCAUGAGUGGGAAAUUAAUUUCAUUACAUUCAACGCAACAAGGCAGCGAGCAAAGAUGGAUCCACCGGGUAGUUUUAACUAUGAAUGUGUACUCAAGGUCAUGAAGCUCGGCAUGAGGGUGAAAGGAGUCCUCUCGAUAGCCGAUGAUGCUAUAAUGAAAGUCAAAUCAAUACGUACUCUGCCCUUAGACGAGAUAUGGCACAAUUCAAAAGGUUUUAUAACGAAAGAGGAUUUUCUUAAACUUGUAAAACAUACUCCCAAAUUUAACAAGAACAAACUAGUUAAACGUAAUCGAAUUUAUUAUCCAAUUGCGUCCCUUAAAUAUGGCAGUAUAAAAUCGUGCAACUCUUCAAACUUACAAGGCAAAUGCACACUAGACCCAUUUAGCCAAUUCUUCAUAAGGUACGAGACUAAUAUAAAAGAUGCCAUCGAUGAGCUCUACCAGUUGCAAAGCUCAAACGAAAUAAUCAAAACAUUUCUCGUUGGUCUACAAAGAAAAUUGCUCGGUGAGAAGAGGGUGGCAAAAAUGGCAACGGACGUGUACUAUAUACCACAAAAACAUUUUCAAAAGUUUAUCUCCAUUGCCGAAGUGUUCUUCAAGCACAGAGUAUUUCUUGAGAUCGCUGUUCCCACGAUUCUACAUUCCAUCGGUGUGAAUGAUAAUAAGUUAGGUGCGUGCGCAUACAACUGGGGUUAUGGCACAACCCGCGAUAAACCUUUGCCAAUAUUCCAAGCUUUUCUGGACAGCUUUCUAGUAUUCUUACACCCUGUGAAGUUGAGUAGCAUUACAAAGGAAAAUAUGAACAUGGUGGAGCUAUUCUGUGCUGCUUUGAACAGCCAUCAUUUUACGCAUCCUUUUGAGCAGUAAAUGGUUUCUAAAAUAUGAAUAAUAUGUGACAAUGAGCCUGCAAGACCAAAGAUGAUCAACUGUUUUGUCAACCAUGUAAUAACGUAAUGCAUUAUUUCCCAAAGACAUUUAAAACAUAUGCUGCUCUAGACUAUGCUAUGCCAUACAAUGCUGUGCUAUAGUAUGCUGUGCUUUGUUGUGUUGAUAAGCUAUGCUACGCUGCGGUAUACUUUGCCGAACAGUGCUGUGCUCUGUAAUGCUAUGGACUGCAAUGCUAUAUA
Molecule: messenger RNA, 2715 nt
Organism: Owenia fusiformis
Lineage: Eukaryota; Metazoa; Annelida; Polychaeta; Sabellida; Oweniidae
Source: the annotation of a GenBank genome assembly